UUGGAAAGUCAGUCAAAAUGGCGUUCUUAAACAACGUUCAUAACAUACUUGGUCCGUGUUUCACAUCGCUUAUUUCUCUUUCUAUUGCUUUGGUUGUGUUUAUUUUUGGCAAGCAACCUGAUCCGUACAUGGACGAAGUGUUCCACGUCCCACAAGUUCAAAAAUAUUGCGCUCAUCGCUUUGACCAGUGGGAUCCAAUGAUCACGACUUUGCCAGGAUUGUAUUUUUGUUCAUGGGCGUUCAUUGAGUUCCUUGCUGUGGUAUUUAAGCAAGAUGUGAAGACGAUGUGUAUGCCGUUGUUUUUAAGAAUGGUGAAUAUUUUGUUCAACAUCGGCAAUAUUUGGGUGAUUUACCGCAUCAUGAGAAAGUUGAAUGAGAUGAAGCAAGCUGAGCUGAAGAGGAGACAGGUAUACAUUUUAUAUACUAUAAAUAUAAAAUUAUAUUUAAGUGUUUAUAAUCAGAGCAUAUUUGAAUAGGUUUGCAGUUGGGGGUCAAAACAAAGAUUAGGGGUGUUAUCCAUGUGGGGUAACACAUUGAAAUUAAUAUAACUGGAACGCUACCUUCAGAUAAACUGGCUAUCUUUUUUUUUUAAGUCAAAUCUGACCUCCAGACACGCAAUCUCGUACCCAGAGCAAUGCCUGUGCACGGGCUAGGAAGGCAUUGGCUCUGGGGAAAUUGACAACCGGAACCCCUAAAUUUAGGGAUUCCGGUUCUUUGUCGGCAUGCACGAUUGAUAAAUGUUAAACCAAUCACAGCACAGGAAAAAUUCAAUUUCCCCAGAGCCAAUGCCAUCCUAGCCAGUGCACAGGUAUUGCUCUGGGCACAAGAUUGCCAGACAUGCAAAUCUGGAGGUCAGAUGAUGCAUGUUUAUGUCAUGUUUUUGACUAAUCAGCUCUUUGUGUGCGUGAAAAGACUGGGACUGGCCUACGAAAUUUGCUAUGAAACUUUUGCUAUUUUGUUUUUCACAAGCAGUGUUUCCACUUUUCAAAACUGAAAUUUUACAGCCUGAUGGUCAGCCUGCUGCAGAUCACAUUCACCUAUAAACGGGCAAGGUGAAAGACUGUCUGCCCGGGUUUGGCAGUAUCUUAAUGCAAAAUUGGUUAUAAUAAAAGUUGCAGUACUAUUUGUUAACCAGUAAAUUUUUAAAUGCCUGAUGUCUAUAUUUCGGCGGAUUCCAGUAUUUGGAUCCGGACAUCCCUACAAUACAUACAUCCCUUCAAAUUUGAAUUUCGAAUCAUAAUAUUCAUCUAAAUCUUUCAACGACAAAGCUUUUUUGAUCACCCAAUUUGAAUCAUUGACAGUUCUUUUAAGAACUAAAACAAAGUCUUUGAUUUCUUGCAACAGACGGAGAGUUCCACAACUUCAACGAACAACAACCAAGAGGAGCUUGAAGAGAAGGACAAAUUUUACCAAACAGCGACUGGAAUAACCCUCGGACUUUUCCCUCUGUUGUUUUUCUUCAUGUUUCUUUACUACACAGACAACGGCUCGACAUUUCUUGUGUUGUUCAUGUACUAUCUAAGUCUUGGAGAUUAUCAUGUUCCUGCGGCCAUUGUCGGAAUGUAUGCCUUCUUCUUUCGGCAAACAAACAUUGUCUGGGUCGUCUUUACAGCCGGAGUGACUGCUGUCAGAAUGUAUGAGCCUGUAGUCAUGUUCAAGCUUGGCCCACGUUCAAACGAAUCUUUGAAUCUAAUCGUGGAAUUUGUUAAACAAGUGAUAUUGAACAUUAAAAUAACCAUCCGAGUCCUAUGGCCAUAUGCAUUGGUCAUGAUAUUUUUUGUGGUGUUUCUAUUCAUAAAUGGUGGCAUUGCUGUUGGUGACAAGAAUCACCAUAAAGUGUGUUUUAAUUUCCCGCAGAUUUUUUAUUUUGCGUGUUUUGCCAUGUUCUUCAGCUUUCCCCAUCUAUCGUCGCCAAGUACAAUCUACGGGACCCUCUCGUACUUCCUAAGUUUGAAUCAACGACGUUACCAUUCUGCAGUGAUUAUCAUUUUAUUUGGCGUCUAUUACCUUGUUAAAAAUUUUACCUACGUCCAUCCGUACCUGCUAGCUGAUAACCGUCAUUACCCAUUUUAUGUUUGGAAAAACAUUUACAAGGCUUAUCCGGAGGCGAAAGUCGCCCUUAUUCCUGUUUACUUGGUUGCCAUGACGAUGAUAUUUGUAUCAAUAGACCGAUCGAGAUUGUGGAAGAUAGUGUAUGGUGUUUGUGUGGCUGUGGUGCUCAUCCCCCAGGGGCUACUGGAAUUUCGAUAUUUUAUCGUGCCUUAUCUUAUGUUCAGGAUUCAUAUUAAAAAACCUGAAUUGUGGAAACUUGGUGCAGAGUUUAUUAUGUAUGCUGCGAUCAAUUAUUUCACCGUGUGGGCAUUUCUGAAGAAGCCAUUUAAGUGGCCGAACUCGAAUGAUAUUCAAAGGUUUAUGUGGUAACUUGGACAUAUUUAGGAUGUGUGUUGGCAUGUCUUUGCCACAGUGCGAACUCCAUGAAUUUGAAGGAUUCACUUUGAAAAAAUAUUUAUUCGUUUUUAAUAUCAAUGCAUGUAAGUUUAUACUUUUAUAGUACUGACAACCAUUUUUGUACUAGGUUACAUUAUACAUACAUAAAAACCUCAGUCACAGUUUGUCAACAAGAUGUGUUCGCUCUUGUUCCAAAUUGUUGACAAAUCUGGAACAAGUUAUCAUCUUGUAACAAGGUUGAUGAGGCCAACAGACUCGCGACAAGUUGUUCCACCAAGCCUGAUGUCGCAUGCACGUAACAAGUUGUUAGCAAGUUGACGACAACAAGUUUGUAACAAUUUAUUACGAACAGCCUGUGCUAGUCUUGUUGUAACAACUUGUAGCAAGUUAUAACAACUUGUUUCAGACUUGUCAUAACAGCAGUGCGAACACAUCUCCUAAUAUCGUCUUGACAACAACCUUAUUACAACUUGUUUGCAGAUCUAUAAUAACUUGCGCGUUUUUACGUGUGUAGGUUCAUCAAACAGAUGAACGGACAACGUUGGCCCAAAAUCUAAAUGGUUAACUGCUAUAAUUGUUGGAUAAAAUCAUAAGAUGAUUUAUCCAAAUCAUAUGAUGAUUUAUCCAAAUUGAUUGUCUAUACUUUAAAAUAUUUGCGAAAGAAGCAGUAUGAAACGUUAUUAGAAAAUUCAUUCGUUCAUUAUUUAUUUGAUAAGGCAGGUUAACUACAAAUGUCAAUUAAGAAAAUUGUUGGAUCCGUUUAAACUAGCUUUACAAUUAAUGUGUAUAACUAAUGCUAUUUACUAACUUCUACGAUAUCUUGCUGUAUUUUGUAUCUUUGCUAUUAUAAGUUCUGUAUGAUUGUGUAGUAUUGAAAAUUCCUAUAAAUCUAAGAAAUGAUUCUAGUUAAAACUGGUUUUAAUCAAAUUGAAGAACUCGGCGUCCUUCACUGAUACGCUUGUCUUGCGAUUUCGUUCGCCAGCGUCCAAAUAUUCCAGGCGAAUUUUUCGAGCACAUCCCGAGAGGUCCAGUUCGCUGGUAUUUGUGGCUGUAUGGUCAUUUCAUGUCUCCUGAAAACACUUUCGUAGCGACCAUUUACUUUGAGCCUUGAAUAUUCGACGACCUCAUCAAAACUCACUGUAGUCGAAGCUAGGAAGUCAUCAUUUGUAUCUAUGCUGUCGAUCCUGUGCGUAAAUACC
Paramuricea clavata is the source of this 3647-nucleotide messenger RNA. NCBI's taxonomy places the organism in Eukaryota, Metazoa, Cnidaria, Anthozoa, Malacalcyonacea, Plexauridae. The record is from the annotation of a GenBank genome assembly.